AUGGGGCUGGCUUUUCGUUACUCAGCUAAGAUGGAUGAUGGGAAAAUACUGCUUUUGUAUUCGAAAAUAUGGGUGGGACUCCUUUUGCUCCCUACUGCGUUUCGGAACUCAAAAGUAGCUGCCAAAAAUAUUGAGCAUGUUCAAAGAAGAAAGCUUGCCACCGAAAACCCAGGUUUCAUCAGCAUUGAUUGUGGGGUGGAUGAUGAUUAUUUUGAUGGGGUGACAGGAAUAUUUUACAAGUCUGACAAAGAUUUCAUUAGCACAGGCACAAAUAAGGUUGUAGCGUCAGAGUACACCUCGACCCAUCCUUAUUUUGGGAGGCAGUUGAAUAGCUUGAGAAUGUUUCCAGAAGGAAAGAGGAAUUGUUAUACCUUGAAACCUAAUCAAGGCAAAAACCAUAACUAUAACAUCAGAAUUUUCUUCUACUAUGGAAAUUACGAUUUUAAGAAUCAGUCUCAAGGGUUUGAUCUAUACCUCGGGGUUAACUAUUGGGCAUCAGUGGUUGUGAAAGAUCGGCCGUGGGAAUAUUACAGUAUUAUUCAAUAUUCUUUAACCGAUACCAUUCAUGUGUGUCUCAUAAACACUGGUUUCGGAGUUCCCUUCAUCUCAGGAUUGGAUUUAAGGUAUUUAAACGAUUCCUCAUAUAGAAUUGAGACUGGAAUAUCUUUGGGUCCUGUAGUGCAAGCCAACCUCGGCGGUGAUCCAACCCAACGCAUAAUAAGAGUAUUUAGAAUGGGUUUUAUUGAUGGUGUUGUGGUAAUGGAAAAUGUUUUUGCUGAAUAUAGGAUGUUAUAUCCUUCACAAGUUGAGGGCUUAGAGGUAAAAGAGAGCUUGUAUUUUAAGUUAGCUAAAGCUUUUGGGUUUUUGGCUCAUUUAACGGAUACAAUUAAGAAGCCUUGGUUUUUGGAUCCACGGAGGGCUUGUCAUCAAUUGUUAAAGAAUCCUCUCAAUCGUCUUAUAGUUUUCCAGUUUAUGCUUAGGUACAAAGAUGAUGUGUAUGAUCGCAUCUGGUGGCAAUUCAACCUCUCCAAAUCAGUUCCAAUCAGCACCACAACAAGCAUUGACGUCCAAGGCAGUGAGGAUCCGUACCGUCUACCAGCUGAAGUGUUGAUAACCGCAGUCCGACCUGGAAAUGGCACUAAUUCUUUGAGCUACAGCUAUACAUAUCCGUAUAAGGUUAAUUUCACACCUGAGUUUCUUUUUUACUUUCACUUUGCUGAAAUCGAGCAGAUUGCACAAGGCCAAGUACGAGAAUUCACCAUUACUUUGAAUGGCAUAAAAGACGGGCCUUUCACCCUUGAAUACUUGAAGCCGUUGACCAUACACCCUAAUAAGUCGGUUCAAGGAGAUCAUGUUAACUUUUCUAUUGAUGCAACGUCGCGAUCUGACCUUCCACCUAUCCUAAAUGCCUUUGAGAUUUUCGCGGUAUGGUCACUCCCAGUUUCACCUACAAACCAAGCAGACGUUGAUGCAAUCAUGGCCAUCAAGAAAACAUACGGAAUAGAUAGAGCUGACUGGCAAGGUGAUCCAUGUUUACCCAUUACUACAUGGACUGGUUUGAACUGCAACAGUGAUAAUCCUCCAAGGAUCAUCUCUCUGUGA
Messenger RNA from Dovyalis caffra, 1602 nucleotides. Lineage: Eukaryota; Viridiplantae; Streptophyta; Magnoliopsida; Malpighiales; Salicaceae. The record is from the annotation of a GenBank genome assembly.